GUGGAUGCAGAUGUGGCGAGAGUAAAUUGUACCAUUUCUGUGUCUUACUAGCAGGUAGAGUAGGGAAAACCAGGCUGGUUUUGAGAGGGCGGUAUUAAUUCCUUUCCUACCUGUUCAUUCUCAAUCUUUCCUUUCUUCAACUUGCCAUUAGUAAGUAGUAUGAUUUUUAUAUGUUAAUUUAUAACAAUGACAUUUGCUUACAACUGCAGUUAAAUUACUUGUUCUAUUAUCAUUCUAAUAAUGUAUAGUUCUUAAUUUUCUUCUCCUUAAACAUUAUUUGCUGCAUUUACCCUAUAGUGUAUGCUUUACUAUUGAAAGUUGUUUGUUCAUAUUCGUUUAUUCUCUGCUUGGCAUUCGCGGGCCGUUUGAACCGACACGUGGAUCGACCUUGACACAGCAUUGUUGUUUUUACUUAUUGACUGCACAGUGGUUGUGCAUUUGACGACAUUUAGCCACAGACACCUCACAUUUUGAGUACCGUAUUGCAGAAUAUCCUGUAUUUUGGACUUUACGCGUCACCCUACGUGUGGUUAAACGUAUAGUUUGGAUUAUCGUCUCGGAUUUUUUUUGGGAGAAAUUCACAGUACUCAAAAUUGGUCUUGUUGAUCUAUUUGGACAAUUAUCAAUGCCGGUUACUCGUAAUAUGUCUGGAAAACGCUGAAGAACAUCUUCGAGUCAAUUUAUCUUCACCUGUAUGCUUUACUAUUGAAAGUUGUUUGUUCAUAUUUGUUUAUUCUCUGCUUGGCAUUCGCGGGCCGUUUGAACCGACACGUGGAUCGACCUUGACACAGCAUUGCUGUUUUUACUUAUUGACUGCACAGUGGUUGUGCAUUUGACGACAUUUAGCCACAGACACCUCACAUUUUGAGGUUUGUAUAUUAUAUAUCCAUUUCUAUGUAAUAAAGUACCGUAUUGCAGAAUAUCCUGUAUUUUGGACUUUACGCGUCACCCUACGUGUGGUUAAACGUAUAGUUUGGAUUAUCGUCUCGGAUUUUUUUUGGGAGAAAUUCACAGUACUCAAAAUUGGUCUUGUUGAUCUAUUUGGACAAUUAUCAAUGCCGGUUACUCGUAAUAUGUCUGGAAAACGCUGAAGAACAUCUUCGAGUCAAUUUAUCUUCACCGCAAGUUUCUUCUUUACCUGUUUCCUUAUCUGAUUUUGAUAAUUUUAAACACACCCCUCAUGUCAGCCUAGGUUUUGAUAAUAUUGCUAUGGGAGGUAGUGUAGUAGUAGACUCCGAUGUUGAUUCGGAUGUUGCUACCGAAUUAGAGAUCCUAGAGCUUAAGGUUCAAGAGCUUAGACUUCGCAGCAAACAACGAAAACUGAAGAGCGAGUGCUCUCAACAAGUUAAGACUGCAGCCAGCUGCGUUCGAUCUUGCGCCAAUCCUUCGAAAAGCCAACUCCUAGACGGUAGCACCAACUAUUGCGCAGAACAACCACCAGAGUCAAAUUGUACUGCCACACCAGUCCAACCACUCCUGAACUCAGUUAGCCCCAUUAGAAUGCCUCAAAUUGAGAUGGAUAAGUUCGAUGGUACACCAACUAAGUUCCUGAAGUUUAUAAGAUGCUUUAACAUGUUCAUAGGAGAACAAACUAAUGAUGACAACCUACGGUUAAUGCAUCUUAUACACAAUUGUGUUGGUACAGCCAAGGAGGCCAUAGAGCAUUGCAUUCUACUGCCCUCUGAGGUAGGCUAUAGGAAAGCCAUGGGGAUUUUACGAAGUCAAUUUGGCCAACCUCAUGCAGUUUCGGAUGCCUUCCUCUCCGAAUUACUGUCAGGCCCACAGCUGCAACCUGAAGAUAUAGUUGGGCUACAACGGUUGUUGAGACAGAUGACCAAUUGUGAGAUAGCCUUAUCUCAGAUGAAUCACAUGGCAGACUUGGACUGCUCUACCAACCUUAAGUGCAUUGUUCAACAUCUCCCCCUGCACCUACGAUGGAAGUGGGCAGAAUUGGUAAACGAUGGUUUACAGUUUGCUGAACCUAGCUUUCGUUACCUCAAAGAAUUCCUCGAAAGGCAACUGUCAUUGGCUACAAGCUGUUACGGCCAGAUAGCUAAUGGGAAUAGGAACAACAACGAAGUAGGGUCCAAUGAUAAAAUGUCCAGAGCUAUGCCUUCGCACAGUGUUAAUGUCGUGAAGUCACGAGCCCAGAAGUCGUGCAUAGUUUGCUUCACAGAUCACGACUUAUGGGAAUGUCAACGCUUUUUGUCGAUGAGUCACAAAGAGAGACUAGCAGUGUCAAUGCGGCAUAAGGUGUGCUUCAACUGUUUGAAACUUAAUCACCGAGCUGACACUUGUCGUGCAGCAAGAGGUUGCGAUAUAGUAGGAUGCACUAGACGUCAUCAUAAACUUCUACACAAUGAAGAUAAUUCAGCAUGCCAGACUGUCAACUACUCUAGCACGGAAUCCGGAACUUCCUUUUUAGGAUAUGUGCCGAUUCGUAUCUUAGGUCCUAAAGGAUUUCUAGAUACCUAUGCCUUUCUUGACAAUGGUUCAGAUGCUACACUACUGCUGAGUCAUGUUGCCCGCCAAAUAGGACUGGAAGGGGUUAAUACAUUGAUGCAGGUAACAUCUUUCUGUGGAACUACUUCUCAGAAUUCAUCUAAGGUUGAUUUCGAAGUUGAAUCCUUAACGGGAGAUUACAAGACGAGGGUCAAGAGUGCCUACACCGUGGAAAGCUUACCUGUAAAGAGACCUAAGACUCCUUCAAACGAACAGAUGAAAAAAUGGCCUCACCUGGCAGAAAUUCCCUUUCUAGACGUCGAAUGUAAACAGGUCAGUCUACUAAUUGGGACUAAUGUACCUGAAGCACACUGGGUGCUGGAGCAGCGUAUAGGGAAAUCCAACCAACCGUUUGCAUCUUUGUCAGUUUUUGGUUGGUAUUUAUUGGGUUCAGGAAACGAAUAUAAAGAAGCAACCUCUAUCUUCUGCUUAGAGGAAAGUGAAUCAGUAGAGAACAAGCUUUUGCGAAUGAUUGAAGCUGAAUUUCAGGACAAGCACUCAUGCGAAAGGUCCAGUUCUGAAAUAGAUAAAGAGGUUCUGAAGGCAACCGAUAGGGAGAUAAGAUUGCGGAACGGACAUUAUGAAGUUCCAUUGACUUGGAAAGAGGACUGGCGUAGAUUACCGCCUAAUAGGUUUGAGGCAGAACGCAGGCUGGACAGUCUUCAGAAGAAACUAAGAAAGGACGAAAGCCUAUUAAAGUCCUACAAUCAAAUACUAACAGACCAUGAGUUGAAGGGUUGUAUUAGUCGCGUUCCUGACGACUUCUCCAAGAAACGUAGAUUUAUCCCUCACCACCCAGUUAUAAAUCCCCGCAAGCCUGGUAAAAUUAGAGUGGUUUUCGAUUGUGCCUUUAAAUGUAAGGGAAUGUCCUUGAACGAUUGUCUGUAUUCGGGACCUGAUCUGAUGGAUGACUUGGCUGGGGUACUAUUGAGAUUUAGAAAACAUCGGAUAGCCUUGUCAGCAGAUAUUGAGGAGAUGUUUCUUCAGGUUCACUUACCUGUCAAGGAUAAAAGUGCCUUUAGUUUCUUAUGGUAUUCUGAGGGUAGACUGGACUUACCACCGAGCCUGUAUGAAUUAAACGUACAUCCCUUCGGUGCUACCUCAUCACCUUUUUGUGCAGCCUAUGCUUUAAAACGAGCCGCAAUCGACAACGCGAAAUUGUUUGACGAGAAGACAUUAAGCACUGUCAGAGAAAAUUUCUAUGUGGAUGAUUGUCUAGUCUCAGUAGAAACAGUAGCAAAAGCCAUAGCUUUAUCCAACCAGCUGCGUCAGCUCGCCUCUCUUGGUGGAUUUCGUUUGCACAAAUGGAAUAGUAACAAUGAAGAAGUGUUAUCCAACAUUCCCGUUCGUGAACGGUCCUCAAACAUACUGCAUUUAGAAGAUUCGACGAAGAAGACACUGGGUUUAUGCUGGUGUGUCAAGUCAGAUUGCUUCAAGUUUGAAGUAAAUCUGCCAGUACGUCCGAUAACGAAGAGGGGAAUCUUGUCGUGCAUAGCUUCUUUAUAUGAUCCACUCGGUUAUGUCGCCCCACUACUACUUCCACCUAAAAGAGUAAUGCAACACCUGUGCCGAAGUGAGUUUGGGUGGGAUGAACAUGUUGACGUGAGUAUCGGUGCCAAAUGGGAGGCUUGGCUUGUUGACAUUAAGAGAAUUAAGGAUCUAGAGGUUCAACGUUGUUUUCGACCCCAGACCUUCAGUCCUAUAGCAGUUUCAAUGCACUUAUUUUCGGAUGCCUCUGAAAUAGGUUUCGGUUCAGUAGCAUAUCUACGUUACGAGUCCUGUUCAGGGGAAGUAAGCUGCAGCUUUGUUAUGGGCAAAUCUAGAGUGGCUCCCUUGAAGCAUGUCACCGUGCCACGUUUAGAACUACAGGCAGCCGUGCUCUCAGUGAAGCUGUUAAAAUACAUCUUAGAGGAAAUAAAGUUGGAACUAAGUGAUGUUUAUCUAUGGACAGAUUCUAUGAUUGUGUUAAGCUACAUCCGCAAUACCACAUCCCGCUUCAAAACCUACAUAGCUAACAGAGUAGGGUUUAUACUUGAUAACACUACGCGGGCUCAAUGGCGACAUGUACCAACUAAUAUGAAUUCAGCUGACCUUGCUUCCAGGGGAAUAAAGAUGAGUGAGUACGAGCGUAUACAUACCUGGCUCGAUGGUCCUGGAUUUCUCAAAAAUCCUAAAAAGGAUUGGCCGAAUUUCGAUGGAAAAAGCGUGCCAAUAAUUCCAUCUGACAUAAAGCUAAAGCAAGCCACCAUCUUAACGACACAAACAGCCGUAAAUCCGACAGACACCUUAUUCUCGUAUUUCUCUUCUUGGACAAAACUUCGUAGAGCGGUAGCCUGGUUAAAAAGGUUUAAAGUUUUUCUACUAAAACGUCUAGUGCAAGGCCCUUUACAAACGUGUGAGAUGUUAGAGGCAGAGGAAGAUAUCCUUAGAUACGUGCAAAAACAAGAGUUCGGUAAAAUCAAAGGAGUUAUGUGUGAACGCCAUUUGGAUAGUAAAUACAAGCCACUCCUUCAACGUAUCAAGAAACUGCAUCCUGUCAUCUUAGGUGACUUGAUAUGUGUCGGCGGACGACUGAAUAAUAGUCAACUGUCAAGUUCGGAAAAACAUCCAGUUAUAUUGCCAGGAACUCAUCCUGUCACGGAGGUUAUUGUUCGUUAUUAUCAUGAGACUGAAGGACAUAUGGGAGUAGUCCAUCUUUUGUCAGCAUUGCGUAUGAAAUAUUGGAUAUUGAAAGGAGCGUCAGUAGUUAAGCGUGUGGUGAAUAAAUGCAUCGGUUGCCGAAUCAGGUCUGCAAAACCUACUGAACAACUGAUGGCAGAAUUAACCAUAGCAAGGGUCACGUCAGAUUUUCCAUUCUCUAGCACCGGGGUAGAUUACUUCGGCCCCUUUAUCGUUAGGCGGGGGCGGACUACAGACAAAAGACAUGGAUGCAUAUUCACUUGUUUGAAAACUCGAGCGGUUCACUUAGAAGUAGCUUACGCUCUUUCUAUUGAUUCAUUCCUAAUGAUGCUUUCACGCUUUACCAACCGCAGGGGGACUCCGAGGGAGAUAUUCAGUGACCGGGGUACAAACUUUGUGGAGGCUGAUCGUGAGUUACAGCAAGUUGUGCCACAAUUAGACAGUGAUUGUAUGAUGAGAGCUAUGGCAAAUCGUGGUAUAGAAUGGAAGUUAAAUCCACCUUAUGCUAGCCACCGUGGCAGAGUAUGGGAGGGGUUGAUCAGAAGCGUACGUCGAGUGUUAAGCGCAGUUUCGAAGGAGCAAGUCCUCACAGAUGAAUCACUCAUGACCUAUUUGACAGAAGUAGAAAGGAUACUAAAUAGUAGGCCGCUAGUACCUGUUUAUGAUGACCCAAGUCAGUUGGAUGUGCUGACACCAAAUCAUAUUCUCUUAUCAAGAAAUCCUGAACAGGUUCCUGAAAUCGACGUUAGUUUAUGUGGACGUUAUUCACGACGAUGGAAACAAGGGCAACUCCUUGCCGAUACGUUUUGGAGAUGGUGGAAGCGGGUGUACUUGACGACCUUACAAUCGCGUGCAAAGUGGUUUCAACGACAUCGAAACUUACAAGUGGGAGACCUAGUACUAGUGACUGCUGAGCCUUCACCUCGCAAUCGUUGGUCAAUGGGAAUAAUUACAGGCGUUACGGCAAUCUGUGAUGGGUAUAUCAGAUAAGUGGAUAUCAAGACACCGAGGGGUAUAAUCAACCGAGAUGUGCGUAAGGUUUGCCUAUUAGAAGGUAUUGAGGAGAGAUAAGCACUUUGUAGGAUAUAUAGCUGGAUAGUGGAUGCAGAUGUGGCGAGAGUAAAUUGUACCAUUUCUGUGUCUUACUAGCAGGUAGAGUAGGGAAAACCAGGCUGGUUUUGAGAGGGCGGUAUUAAUUCCUUUCCUACCUGUUCAUUCUCAAUCUUUCCUUUCUUCAACUUGCCAUUAGUAAGUAGUAUGAUUUUUUAUAUGUUAAUUUAUAACAAUGACAUUUGCUUACAACUGCAGUUAAAUUACUUGUU
Trichobilharzia regenti is the source of this 6503-nucleotide messenger RNA. Lineage: Eukaryota; Metazoa; Platyhelminthes; Trematoda; Strigeidida; Schistosomatidae. The record is from the annotation of a GenBank genome assembly.